AUGAAUAGGCACGGUACAAAGCCGCCCGAUAGGCAGCAAUUCAAUGACAUUACAUUACGAAAUCAAUCAAUUUCGUGUGGAAUCGAAAUCAAACAGGAGCCAACCAUUAAACAAGAGAAUGAAGUCUCCGAGGAAAUAUUGAUGGUGUCGCGGUCAGCACACACAGCCAUUAGAUCGCUUGAUAAUUCGAUUGGUGUUACAGAAAUGACUGACACCGGCGUUCACUUUGAUUUCUACGACUUGGAUGAGGUAAAAUCGGAAGUAAAGAUUGAAAAUGUCGAGGUUUGGAAGAAACAAGUUCCAGGAAGAAGCUCUGGCAAAGACCAAUCACCACAAAGCAUUCCAAAGAAGCAUCUUUCCAAGGACAAGAAUAAGAAGUCAAGUGGGUUGAAUGGCGGUGCAGCUAUAAACGGGAAAAAUAGCAAAGCCAACAGUUUUGAUGACAAGGAUGAGCUAACUGAAGGCAAUGGGAAUGAAAAGCGGCACAAGUGUUCAUUGUGCGAUUAUGCCACCGACUUCACAACCGCCUUGAAGAAACACAUGUUCAAGCACACCGGCGAACGACCAUUUCCAUGCAACGUGUGCCAGAAGCGAUUCACAGCAAAACAACAUCUCCGAUCGCACAUGAAAACACACGUCGAUGAAUUUCUGUUCAGUUGCUCGAAUUGUUCGCAAGUAUUUCAUCGCAGCGACGAAAAAGUGGAACAUGAAACCGGUUGCAGGAAGGAAAUGGAAAAUCAUGAAGCCAACUGCAAGCGACUCGGAUACCGAUGCGAUGUGUGCAAGAGCUACACAACUGAUCAUAAGCCAAAUAUGAUGAAACAUAUGCGAGUCCACACUGGCGAAAAGCCAUUCCAAUGUGAAGUAUGCUCGAAGGGCUUCUCGCAAAAGGCAAAUCUCAAUCAACAUAAGAAAAUGCACAAACCAAGAGCUGUUGAACAAAGUACUAUAAAUACAAGCUUAAUGUCAGAUAAUGGAAUUGUAGUUGCACAUUGA
Molecule: messenger RNA, 996 nt
Organism: Sitodiplosis mosellana (orange wheat blossom midge)
Lineage: Eukaryota; Metazoa; Arthropoda; Insecta; Diptera; Cecidomyiidae
Product: zinc finger protein 184-like
Exons: 3
Coding region: 1-996 (331 amino acids)
Biological process (GO): regulation of transcription by RNA polymerase II
Molecular function (GO): RNA polymerase II cis-regulatory region sequence-specific DNA binding; DNA-binding transcription factor activity
Source: RefSeq, a predicted model, not a curated record